Molecule: messenger RNA, 1959 nt
Organism: Pundamilia nyererei
Lineage: Eukaryota; Metazoa; Chordata; Actinopteri; Cichliformes; Cichlidae
Product: probable polypeptide N-acetylgalactosaminyltransferase 8
Exons: 12
Coding region: 1-1959 (652 amino acids)
Biological process (GO): protein O-linked glycosylation
Cellular component (GO): Golgi apparatus
Molecular function (GO): polypeptide N-acetylgalactosaminyltransferase activity
Source: RefSeq, a predicted model, not a curated record
AUGGUUUACUUCGGCAUCUUUCUGAAGAAUGGACACCAACAUAGCGUGGACACUAAAAACGAGAUGGACACACCGUGUAUGAAGACCUCGUCCAACCUGGAGGAAAGAAUCAGCGAUCUAAUCAAAGUACUCAGAAGUUUUGAGAAAAAGCAGGAUAUCAUGCAGAAAAUAUUGGAAGAGGACAGAGAAAAACAAAGAAAAUCAGCAGAAGUCCAACAGCCAGCAGAGAAGAAGAAAGAUGAUGCAAAUAUCCAACCCCAAAAUGAAGCAGAUCAAAUGAAAAAGUCUGAAAAACUGUUCCCUAACUCGGUCUUGUUCAAGGAGUGGGGGGAGGAUCUCUCUGAAGAUGACCAAAGAGAGGCUCAGAGCCUGUAUGAGAAGUAUGGGUACAAUGUUUAUCUGAGCGAUCGCCUCCCUCUGGAUCGACCUCUUCCAGAUACCAGAGAUCCUCGGUGUUUGAAAAAGAGUUACCCCAAGGACCUGCCGAGUCUCAGUGUGGUGCUCAUCUACCUGGAUGAAGCCCUGUCUGUUCUCCAAAGAGCCCUGCGCAGCAUCAUCAACCGCACUCCUAAAAACCUGCUGAAGGAGAUAAUAAUGGUGGACGACCAUAGUUCUAAUGACAAUCUGAAGGGUGACCUUGACGUUUAUGUGAAGUUGCUUGAGCAGGAGAACCCUAAUCUCCGUAUUGUGAGAGUGAGGCACAGUGAGCAGAGAGGUCUCGCUCAUGCCAGAGCAUCCGGGUGGAGGGCUGCUACUGCUGACGUGGUGGCCAUCCUGGACGCACACAUUGAAGUCCAUGAGAUGUGGGCUGAACCUCUGCUGACACAGAUUAAAGCUGACCGAACUGUGGUGGUUUCCCCGGUGUUUGAUAGAGUCAACUUUGAUGAUCUCAAGGUUAUUACAUAUCAUCCCAAUGCACACGCCUUCGACUGGGCUCUGUGGUGCAUGUAUGAGAGUUUUACACCCGAGUAUUACAAACUUAAUGACGGUUCACUGCCUGGCAAGAGUCCAUCUGUCAUGGGGAUCAUGGUUGCUGAUAGAAAGUUUCUGGGGGAAAUUGGAGUCCUUGAUGAAGGAAUGAAAGUGUAUGGUGGAGAAAAUGUUGAGCUGGGAAUUCGUGUAUGGACAUGUGGAGGCAGUGUUGAAGUUGUUCCAUGUUCCAAGAUCGCCCACAUCGAGAGGGCCCACAAGCCCUACAUGCCUGACCUGGGUCCUGCCAUGAAGAGAAAUGCCCUCAGAGUUGCAGAGAUCUGGAUGGAUGAAUACAAGCACAACGUUAACUUGGCUUGGAACAUCCCAUUUGAGAAUCAUGGAAUUGACAUAGGCGACAUUUCAGAGAGGAAGAAACUCAGAGAAAGGCUGAACUGUAAACCUUUCAAAUGGUACCUGGAUAAUGUGUAUCCUAAGCUGGAUCCCUGGGACGACCUCCUCGCAUAUGGAGGAAUGAAGAGCCUUGACGCUGACAUGUGCAUAGACCAAGGUGCAGUACCAGGUCACACACCGAUAGCCUACAAUUGCUACUACUAUGGACCUCAAUUCACAUAUUAUCGUGGAACGGGUGAGCUCUACAUUGGUGGCAUCAAGUCACAUAAGUACAAUGACAACCGAUGUUUAGCUGACAUAGGCACAGAGGAAACUGAGCCUGGCCUGUACAACUGUAAAGAGGCUAUGCAGAAAGGAAUGGGGAUAUACUGGGACUUCACUCAGGGUGACCGGGGCCCCGCCCAGGAGACAGGCCUGAGGAGGGUGCCCGACGGCAAGCAUCUGGUGGCCGGGUCUUUGUUCCCCGUUGGGCACAGACUGGACAUGGGCCCAUCCUCCUUUAGGUGUUUGAAAAAGAGUUACCCCAAGGACCUGCCGAGUCUCAGUGUGGUGCUCAUCUACCUAGAUGAAGCCCUGUCUGUUCUCAAAAGAGCCCUGCGCAGCAUCAUCAACUGCACUCCUAAAAACCUGCUGUAG